Messenger RNA from Purpureocillium lilacinum, 1260 nucleotides. RefSeq lists its product as uncharacterized. Gene Ontology annotation, molecular function: DNA-binding transcription activator activity, RNA polymerase II-specific; zinc ion binding. The record is from RefSeq and is a predicted model, not a curated record. Lineage: Eukaryota; Fungi; Ascomycota; Sordariomycetes; Hypocreales; Ophiocordycipitaceae. Gene Ontology annotation, biological process: regulation of transcription by RNA polymerase II.
AUGUUCAGCCAGUACUACCUCGGGGUCCCGUCGGCGGCUCCCCAUCGCGCGCCCAAGCUGAGCCACAAGAAGUCUCGCUAUGGGUGCCAGCGGUGCCGGCAGCGGAGAGUCAAGUGCAACGAAGCCAAGCCCGUCUGCGACAACUGCGAGCGGCAUCGCGCGACCUGCUUCUACGACCGCGUCCCGCCCCAGGAGCGCUGCAUGGUGCCCGCCGCGCCCUUCCCCAAAGGCACCGCCGAGGCGCGCGUCGCCGCCGCCAUGGCCCGGCCCGAGGACGCCGUCGCCGAGCCCGACGACCCGCCCGAGACGCGCGAGCGCCGCAUGAUCGAGGUGCGCCUCAUGCACAAGUAUGUGACGGAGACGGGCGAGACGGUCGCCAUCGACGACAAGACGCGCUUCAUGUACGCAACCCUCGUGCCCAAGCUGGCCCUCGGCUCCGACGCCCUGCUCUACUGCAUGAACUCGCUCGCCGCCCUGCAUAUCGCCGUCUCCUCCGGCGAUGACCGGGAGCCCGCCGCCGUCGACGCCCACCGCAAGUACCUCUCAAUGGCCCUGCGCGAGCACAACAAGGCCCUCGCCAACAUCUCCGAGGCCAACGCCGACAUCGUCUGCCUCACCUCGUCGCUCUUCCGCGUCUGCUCUUUCACGCUGCUGCAGGAGCGACCUCGCGUCCCCUACGAACCCCCCGUCGAGUGGCUCAUGAUGAACGCCAGCACAUCGGCCGUCGUCCGCGCCGCCUACAAGCUCGUCGGCCAGGACACGCAGUCCGUCGCGUACCGCAUGCUGCACACGAGUCCCAUCAUCAACAACCUCGAGGAACGCUUCGGCGAGGCGCGACGGCGCGGACUCGAGCACAUUAUUGCCCGGGAGCCACUCGGCCGCGACGCUGACGAACCCUGGGACGACGAGAUCCAGGACGCAUACGAGACGACCCUGAGCUACCUCGGAGGUGCCGUCGAGGCCGCGCGCGCCGGCGAGGAGCACGAGGUCUGCCGCCGCCUCAUCAUAUUCCCCAUGCUCGUCAAGGGUCGCUUCAUCGAGCUGGUACAGGAGGGCCACCCCCGCGCCAUCGUCCUGCUGUCAUUUUAUUUCGCGCUGCUGUCCCGCUACCGACACAUUUGGUGGAUCGGCGACGCAGGGACUCAAGAAGUGCGAGCCAUGGCCGCGGCGCUGACAGGAGACUGGCUGGCCAUGAUCCGUUGGCCUCUCGAGGUCGUCAAGACGGGCAAGAUUCCACCGCUGCCAACAGACAACGGGUGA